AUGAGCAAGCCGGUUGUGAACAGUCCUGAAACCGCUGCUCCUGGACCCAACGAAGGUGCGGGAGUUGUAAGAAUCAGCCCCGAAAAUGAGCCGCAGAAUGCCCAAUCGCAAGCCCCUGCCGCGAUGGCCAGGCUUCCCCGAUCACUCUCGAACGACAGCAAACCACUUCCCUCCGAAGAAGCUAAACCAAAUGAUUUCGAGAGGACCAAAGUCGGGAUCUGCAAGCUCAGCAGCACCCCGGUGCAAGCCAACUCCACCCUCCGGAGGGAAUCUGUGGAAGCUUUUCCGUGCAAGCACACCCCUGGGGCAGGGGCCGCCGGGCAAGCUGCUGUCCCUCACUGCAAAAUUCCCGCUUUGCAAAGCACAGACGGGGACGCUAAUCUAAACCUUGGUAAGAGCACACUGGAGCGAAACAACGCCAAAGGCGCCUGGAUGACCCUGAGCCAGAGUACCGUGGUACUGGGCACAGAUGGCAACACUUCUGUUCUUCCUGGCAGAGUGGAGGGGUCUUCUCUCCCAGGCUGUGGCAUUGCCAUGCUCAUCAUCUCGGUUCUAAUAGCCAUAUAUUACAAUAUUAUUCUGUGCUACACACUUUUCUACCUUUUUGCGUCCUUUGUACCCGUGCUACCUUGGGCUUCCUGUAACAACCCGUGGAACACACCAGACUGUAAAGAUAAAAACAAACUUUUGUUAGAUUCCUGCAUUAUUGGUGACCACCCAAAAAUACAAAUCAAGAACUCUACUUUCUGUAUGAGUGCCUAUCCAAACUUGACUAUGGUUAACUUCACCAGUGAGGGAAACAAAACGUUUGUCAGUGGAAGUGAAGAAUACUUCAAGUACUUUGUAUUGAAGAUUUCAGCAGGGAUUGAAUAUCCUGGUGAGAUUAGAUGGCCCUUGGCACUAUCUCUUUUCCUAGCUUGGGUGAUUGUAUACGCCUCCCUUGCUAAAGGAAUCAAGUCAUCAGGAAAAGUGGUGUACUUUACAGCUACGUUCCCCUAUGUAGUCCUCAUCAUCCUUCUUAUAAGAGGAGUAACUCUACCUGGAGCUGGAGCUGGAAUCUGGUACUUCAUCACCCCAAAGUGGGAGAAGCUAAUUGAUGCUAUGGUUUGGAAGGAUGCUGCCACUCAGAUUUUCUUCUCCCUAUCUGCAGCAUGGGGAGGUCUAAUUACUCUCUCUUCUUACAACAAAUUCCAUAAUAAUUGCUACAGGGACACAUUGAUAGUCACGUGUACCAACAGUGCCACAAGUAUAUUUGCAGGCUUUGUCAUCUUCUCAGUUAUUGGCUUCAUGGCAAAUGAGCUCAAAGUGAAUAUUGAAGCUGUGGCAGACCAAGGUCCCGGAAUUGCUUUCGUGGUUUACCCAGAAGCCUUAACUAGGCUUCCCCUCUCUCCGUUCUGGGCUAUAAUAUUCUUUUUGAUGCUUCUGACACUUGGAUUGGACACUAUGUUUGCCACUAUUGAGACUAUAGUGACCUCCGUUUCGGAUGAGUUCCCCAAAUACUUACGUACGCACAAGGCACUGUUCACUCUUGGGUGCUGCAUCUCCUUUUUCAUCAUGGGAUUUCCUAUGAUCACUCAGGGUGGAAUGUAUAUGUUACAGCUUGUGGACACUUACGCAGCUUCUUAUUCUCUUGUCAUCAUUGCCAUCUUCGAGCUUGUCGGAGUUUCCUAUAUAUAUGGCUUGCAAAGAUUUUGUGAAGAUAUAGAAAUGAUGAUUGGAUUCCAGCCAAGUAAAUUCUGGAGAGUCUGUUGGGCGUUUGUGACCCCAACUAUUUUAACAUUUAUUCUUUGCUUCAGUUUUUACCAAUGGGAACCAAUGACUUACGGAGCUUACCACUAUCCAGGCUGGUCCAUGGUGCUUGGAUGGCUGAUGCUGGCCUGCUCAGUUAUCUGGAUCCCAGUUAUGUUUGUGAUAAAAAUGCAUCUAGCCCCAGGCAAAUUUAUUGAGCGACUCAAGUUGGUGUGUUCUCCGCAGCCUGACUGGGGUCCGUUUUUGGCCAAGCACCGCGGUGAACGUUACAUGAAUAUGAUUGAUCCUCUGGGAACCUCUUCCCUGGGACUUAAACUGCCAGUGAAGGAUAUAGAACUGGGGAGCCAAUGCUAA
Messenger RNA from Pygoscelis adeliae (Adelie penguin), 2103 nucleotides. RefSeq names its product solute carrier family 6 (neurotransmitter transporter), member 5 (gene SLC6A5). Gene Ontology annotation, biological process: glycine import across plasma membrane; sodium ion transmembrane transport; synaptic transmission, glycinergic. The transcript has 13 exons. The coding region runs from base 1 to 2103 and encodes 700 amino acids. Lineage: Eukaryota; Metazoa; Chordata; Aves; Sphenisciformes; Spheniscidae. Gene Ontology annotation, cellular component: membrane. The record is from RefSeq and is a predicted model, not a curated record. Gene Ontology annotation, molecular function: glycine:sodium symporter activity.